AUGACCGUGCCCAAGUUUAACGUCCUUCUUACGUUGCUUAGAGAAAGACUGCAACGUUUUUCCAGAAGAAAACCAGUGGACGAGGAGUCACGUUUGGAUAUUACAUUGACAUACUUAUCUCAAGGCUGCAGUCCACAAUUUUUGGCAUGGGCUCAUAAGUUAGGCGUUUCCACCAUAAGAAAAAUUAUUUAUGAAACCUGCGAUGCUAUUUGGAAUGAGCUGCAGUCAGAAUUCGUUGCCCAACCAAAUCGAACAGAAUGGAAGAACAUUGUGGAGCGGUUUUAUAUAAAAACUGGAAUGCCGCAUUGUCUCGGCGCUGUCGAUGGCAAACACAUCAACAUAGUUUGUCCAAAACGUAGUGGAUCUCUGUAUUACAACUACAAGAAGACAUUCAGUAUUGUACUAAUGGCUGUUUGUGAUGAUAACUACACUUUCGUCUUUGUUGAUGUUGGAGCAUUGGGAAGCCAAAGCGAUGGUGGAGUUUUCGCGCGCAGUGCUUUUGGCAACAUGAUAUUAAGAAACAACCUUGAGCUUCCUCCAGAUGUCAACCUUCCUGGUACAAAUACGAUAUUUCCUUAUUAUUUUGUGGGAGACAACGCAUUUCCUCUAAUCAAAAAUGCGCCCAUACCCAGGUCGGAAUUGGUCUCCCAUAAAACAAAAUUUUAA
This is a messenger RNA of Rhagoletis pomonella (apple maggot), 666 nucleotides long. RefSeq lists its product as uncharacterized. Lineage: Eukaryota; Metazoa; Arthropoda; Insecta; Diptera; Tephritidae. The record is from RefSeq and is a predicted model, not a curated record. Bases 1 to 666 code for a protein of 221 amino acids. The transcript is spliced from 4 exons.